UUGGAGUCUCCCGCGGAGGACGAGGAGGAGGCGGGGCCAUCGACGGGAAAGCGAGGCACCAGGGAGAGGACUCCAAGGCCUUCCUCGCCGCCCCGCAAGAGCCCCCGCAGGAGGAUCAGAUCCUGUCGAGGAGGAGAGCGCCACGUCUCAGUACCCUGAGCAUAACGCGUUCCUGAUUGAGUAGGGUUCCCUUUUAUCGUCCUCCUGUCUGAAAUGCUAACGAAUGCUAUAAUGCUUUCUCUCUCUCUCCCUCUCUUCAGACCAGCUCCUGGAGGAGUACCGCCUGCACCACCAGGGCCUGUAACCCUCCAGGAAGCUGAAGGAGAACAUGGUGGGAAAGAUUUACAGGAUCUGGUCCUUCAUCGGGCACAUGGCGGAUGGGAAGGGGCGCCUUUCCACCUUGGAGUUCCUGGACAACACCGGGAUGAUCAGGAAAUGGCUGGGCAGCUUGAGGUUGUCUAAAAUAGCGGAGACAACGAUUAACCAUUACCUCAAGAACGCUGCCCAGUUCAUGGAUUACGUCUCGGAGAACCCCCCUCCCACGUCCCGCCUGUCGAAGAAGGCCCUGACGGGGAUCAGGCGGGAGUUGAGGUCCCUGAUUAGGGGCCUCAAGAGGGGGGUGGUGAUGCACCAGAUAGGGGUGAAGCAGGCGAAGAAGGGCCGGCUGAUCCCCAAACAGGUGCUGAGAAAAUGCCGCUCUGAGGCGGAAAAGAUCAUCCCGGGGCUCCUAGGUAAGUCGACAUCGCCGGCGGCUCCGCGUUCCUUCGCGUGGACCACGCCCGGUUUUACUAACGUGCCUUUUUGUCUCCACAGACCAGCUGGAAGAGCAGUUCCUGCUCUACGGCCGCUUGACGGCCUAUUUUGCCUCCAUCUAUGGUCACAGACUCGGGGUCUUUCAGAACCUGACCAUAGAGGAGGUGGAGAAGGCCGUCAAGUCGGCCAGCUCGGGGUCGUACCUCAAACGUGAGUGUUUUCCCUAGCGUACUUCGGAAACGCCCGAGGCUUUUUGAACGUCUGACUCUGUCUCUUUUUUCCGUGUUUUCGCAGAUUUCGCUCCACAAGACUAACCAGGCGUUCGGUCCGGCGCAGCUGUCCCUCACGCCGGAGGAAUACUCGUGGUUUCGCCGGUUCCUGGCGAUGAGGGACAACCUGGUCGGCGGGCCGGACGCCAUCCACUUUUUCUACACAUCGACACCCAACCCCUGUAAAAACCUCAACAAUCAUUUCCAGGCGGCUUGGGUGUCGAUGGGACUUCCGGGAAAGCCGACCUUCACCGACCUCCGGACCUCCAUCGCCACGCACGCACGCAACACCCACUCCUCGAGUAACCGGACCAAGGUGGCAAAAUUUAUGUGCCAUGACACCUCCACGGCCGACAAGUUCUAUGCCAUGAACUUGUCGGCGAAGCAGGCCGUGGAGCACCGCCGGUUAUUCGAGGAGGCGCUGUGCGGCGAGGAGGUCUCCCCGGCGAAGCCAUCCGAGGAGGGGACGAGUCGUAAGAGGGUGGCAAAGACCAAACACGGCGGCUGGAAACGCCGGCGGGAGGAGUCGCCGCCCACCUCCCCAUCUUCCAGCAGCUCGGAGGUGGGGGAGACGGUGACCUUCCAGGAGUCCGGGGUGUCGUUGAUCGACUCUCCCUCGAGCUUGGAGGAGUACCCCCGGACUCAGGGUUUGGCCAGCCCGCCCUCGCCUUCCUCCUCGGACGCUUCGCGGGAAAGCCGACGUGAGUCUUCCCCGGAAGUCCGCACUUCGGACCAGGACGACCCCGAGCAGGAGCAGGACGACCCCGAGCAGGACGACCCCGAGCAGCAGCCCGCCUCUCCCCGUACAACGGCCCAGCAGCCCGCCUCUCCCCAACCGACGGCCCAGGAGCCCGCCUCUCCCGCCACGCACAAGGAACCCAGGUGAGUUGCCACCAGGAGGAGGCCGGUGGUUCUCUUGUCGCCGUUGGGGAGCCCGAAAAUCAGAAAGCUCUGCCGGCUCUCUGGAGGGCCACCGAAGCCGCCGGCAAGAAAAAGAAAACAGCGUUGUAAAUAGUUCUCGUGUUCGUGCAGUUCAUUGUUCCUGUUAAGUGUGUUUUGUUCUUGUGUUUUAAUAAAUGU
Molecule: messenger RNA, 2102 nt
Organism: Misgurnus anguillicaudatus (oriental weatherfish)
Lineage: Eukaryota; Metazoa; Chordata; Actinopteri; Cypriniformes; Cobitidae
Source: RefSeq, a predicted model, not a curated record